This is a messenger RNA of Mycena citricolor, 251 nucleotides long. The record is from the annotation of a GenBank genome assembly. Lineage: Eukaryota; Fungi; Basidiomycota; Agaricomycetes; Agaricales; Mycenaceae.
CCUGAACUCGGUUCCCCCCGCUGCUCUGCCCAUCCUCUCGUACAACGGAGUCAGCGUGACGCAGGAGACCUGGACCGUGAACGUCACCACCGGCACACAGCUCUUGCUGUCAAUCAAGGACAACACCGGUGCGGGGCAGACCAGUGCCCCGUUCCCUGUCGUCGCUGGCGGUAUGUACUUUCCGUCUGCCUGUGCGUGAGCGGUCGUCGCCUGAUGCUCACUAUCCCAGCUGGUGAUGGUUGCCUGACCGC